AUGGUUUACUCAAAGCCACACAUCUUUAAGCCACCGAGAACCGACGUCCUUACAGUGACUCCCUGGCUUGCCCCGAUUAUUUGGGAAGGGACCUUCAACUUGGAUAUCUUGAAUGAGCAGUUCAGGCAAAGGAACGCAACCAUUGGACUGACGGUGUUUGCUAUCAAAAAGUAUGUCGUCUUCCUCCAGAGGUUUCUAGAAACUGCAGAGACUUAUUUCAUGGUUGGGCAUAGAGUGAAGUAUUAUAUCUUCAUGGAUAGGCCUGAAGCUGUUCCUAACAUAACUGUCAAAGCUGGAAGGGAGAUAGUCCCUCUCAGAGUCCAAAAUUACCCCAGGUGGCAAGAAAUCUCCAUGCGCCGGAUGGAGAUGAUCAGUCACUACAUUCAACAGCGCUUUAUCCAUGAAGUUGACUUUCUGGUGUGUGUCGAUGUAGACAUGUGGUUUAGUGACCAUGUUGGAGUAGAGAUUUUGAGCGAAGUAUUUGGCACGAUUCACCCAGCUUUUUACCCCUCUGAGCGCAAAGCAUUCACCUAUGAACGUCGUCCCGAGUCUGAAGCUUUCAUUCCCCAAGAUGAGGGUGAUUUUUACUACGCUGGAGGCUUCUUUGGAGGAACUGCGGCUGAAGUGUACAAGCUCAGCAAGAAGUGCCACGAAGCUAUCAUGGCCGACAAAAACAAAAGCAUGGAGGCCAUUUGGCAGGAAGAGAGCCACCUAAACAAGUAUUUUGUGUACCAUAAACCAACAAAAAUACUUUCCCCAGAAUAUUUGUGGUUUGGUGAACGCUAUAACCCACGUUUUCUCAAGAAGAAGAGAUUUAUUGAGAUCCCCAAGAACCGUAGUGCAAUUAGAAAUAAAAGACAUUUGCAUGUGAAAUUAUAG
Messenger RNA from Gekko japonicus, 879 nucleotides. It is a transcript of the gene ABO, whose product is annotated as ABO blood group (transferase A, alpha 1-3-N-acetylgalactosaminyltransferase; transferase B, alpha 1-3-galactosyltransferase). Gene Ontology annotation, biological process: carbohydrate metabolic process. The record is from RefSeq and is a predicted model, not a curated record. Lineage: Eukaryota; Metazoa; Chordata; Lepidosauria; Squamata; Gekkonidae. The transcript has 3 exons. Gene Ontology annotation, cellular component: Golgi apparatus; vesicle; membrane. Gene Ontology annotation, molecular function: hexosyltransferase activity. The coding region runs from base 1 to 879 and encodes 292 amino acids.